AUGAGUCAAAAUUGUGAAGUGAGAGAUAUAAUCACAAAUUUUUUCAAGCGUCAAACCACUUCAGAUUCUCCUCCGCUAAGCUCUCGACAAAGUCCAGUUAUUCACAACGUCGAUGAUGCCAAUCCUUCUCGACCAUCAAGUAAAGACAAGAUGUUGGAUUUGGGUCCUCUUGAAUCCGAUCAUGCUAAAAGAAAACAAAUUUCAUCUUAUUCUCCUAAUCUACAUGAUAGAGUGAGGAGAUAUUACAUUAACAAGAGUCCAUGUAAACCUGAUGAUCAUUUUGUUUUUCCAAUAACAUAUUUUGGUGGAAAACCACGUUCUUGUCAUUCUGAUUGGUUUGGCACUUCAUAUUCUGGAUUGUUAGAAUACAACAUUAAAAAAGACGCAUCUUUUUGCUUAUGUUGUUAUUUGUUUAAAAAUGAGACGGGAGGAUAUGGAAAACAAGUAGGCGAUCCUUUCACAGUGGAUGGUUUCAGAAGUUGGAAUAAGGGUUUAGAAAGACUUAAUAAACAUGUGGGUGAGGUGAAUAGUGUUCAUUAUCGAUGUUUCAAGAUGAUGCUAGAUUUAGAUAAUCAAGCACAAUCUAUUCUAACUUGUUUUGACAAGGAAAAUGAGGAAACUAAAGGAAAAUAUCAGGUUCGCUUGAAUGCUUCGAUUGAUGUUGCAAGGUUUCUUUUAAAAGAAGGAAGGCCUUUUCGAGGCCAUGAUGAGAGUGAAACUUCUUCAAGAAAGGAAACUUUUUAG
Molecule: messenger RNA, 744 nt
Organism: Lycium barbarum (goji berry)
Lineage: Eukaryota; Viridiplantae; Streptophyta; Magnoliopsida; Solanales; Solanaceae
Exons: 2
Coding region: 1-744 (247 amino acids)
Source: RefSeq, a predicted model, not a curated record